AUGGUCUCUGGAUUCACCAAGUCGCUCAGCUCGGUCGUUUACCGCAACUUCUUCAAGAAGGAGUCGACCUACUUUGCCACCAUCGUGGGCAGCGGCGUCCUGUUCUCGAUCGGCUUCAACACCUACUUUGACAGCUACUGGAACAAGAAGACCGCUGGCACAAAGUGGGAGGACAUUAAGGACAAGUAUGUCCAGCAGGAGUAA
This is a messenger RNA of Linderina pennispora, 204 nucleotides long. RefSeq lists its product as uncharacterized. Bases 1 to 204 code for a protein of 67 amino acids. Gene Ontology annotation, biological process: mitochondrial electron transport, ubiquinol to cytochrome c. Lineage: Eukaryota; Fungi; Kickxellomycota; Kickxellomycetes; Kickxellales; Kickxellaceae. The transcript has a single exon. The record is from RefSeq and is a predicted model, not a curated record.